UCCUGGUGACAGCUGCCCAAUAUGGGUCAGCCCGCAGCGCCGAGGCGGGUUGGACACCGGACACCACAUGUGACUCCACCUGAAGGUUAGAGGAAAGUAGCCGGGGGACACCGAGAAGGACCUCUGUGUGUGACCCAGAGAUGCCUUUGGUAUGUCUGCCUGACUUUGAGAUGUAUGCAAAAGAACAUUUACCCAAAGCCAUCUGGGAAUUCUACGCUGCCGGAGCUGAUGAGUGCUGUACCAGAGAUGACAAUCUGAUGGCUUUUAAAAGGAUCCGUCUGCGUCCCCGAAUGCUGAGAGAUGUUUCUAUAACAGACACGAGGACAACCAUCCAGGGCACAGAGAUCAGCUUUCCCAUAGGAAUUGCACCCACUGCUUUCCACUGUUUGGCAUGGCAUGAUGGCGAGAUGAGUACAGCUCGUGCUGCUGAAGCCAUGAAUACUUGCUACAUUGCCAGCACAUAUGCUACCUGCUCAGCGGAGGAGAUUUCAGCAGCAGCUCCAAAUGGAUUUCGUUGGUUUCAACUUUAUGUCUACCCAAACCAUGAACUGUCAGAGCAGUUAGUACAUCGGGUGGAAGCAUGUGGAUACAAGGCCAUUGUCUUAACCGUGGAUGUCCCUUAUACCGGAAAGCGGAGAAAUGACAUCAGGAACAACUUUAAGCUACCACCUCAUCUCAAAGUAAAAAACUUUGAUGGCGUUUUUGAGGAAACUACCGAAGAUAGUCUGUAUGGAAUACCUGCUAAUUCUUUUGAUCCAUCGAUCUCUUGGAAAGAUAUUUCCUGGCUUCGGUCAUUAACUCGCCUGCCUAUAAUUAUCAAGGGUAUUCUGACCAAGGAAGAUGCAGAGCUGGCAGUGGGACAUGGUGUUCAAGGUAUCAUUGUGUCAAACCACGGAGGAAGACAACUUGAUGGAGGGCCAGCUACGAUAGAUGCCUUAUCGGAGAUUGUGAAGACAGUACAAGGAAGAGUUGAGAUUUACCUGGAUGGAGGAAUCCGUACAGGAAGUGAUGUUCUCAAGGCUUUAGCUCUUGGAGCUAGGUGUGUCUUCAUUGGCCGGCCUGUGGUUUGGGGGCUUGCCUACAAGGGCGAAGAGGGUGUCAAAGAGAUUUUGCAGAUACUGAAUGAUGAAUUUCGUUUAUCAAUGGCUUUGUCUGAAUCUCAAGGUUUUGAAAAGUACCAAACACAAGAGGUUCUGCAGAUGCUAGAAAUCCAGAGCAACAAACACAAAGUGUUGGGUGCUACCCUCAGCAGGUCAGGCAGCAUCUCUAUGGAGAGGAAUAAACAGUCAAUGUUUCAGGUUGCAGAAAUAUCUCUGAGAUCAACAGGAACCUCAUCCAGCUCUCCAAGCUUUAGAGCGAUUCCUGGAGUAGUAUCAAAUGGCACCUCUGGAUUGGGACUGCCAGUGCUGGGGGAUCAGACUAGCUAGAAGGACAAGACCAUUUCGGACAAAUGUGAACCAAAUUGGAAACACUGUAGCGAAGAAAAUAAACAAAUCAGAAUAUAUUAAGUUUAAUUUGCAAUGCCAUAACUGUUGAAACAUACCUCUGUGAGAAAUAAUUUUUAUUUUCUUCACAUGUAUAGAUGUUCUUUAUCUGGAACUUCAGAAUUACACUCACGUUAAUGUCAUUUUUCUCUGCAAGUCCCUCUACCACCUUUUCUUUUCAAGUUGCUUCACACUAUCCAUCAUUUCACCAUUAUUUUUCUGUAUCUUUCAGUCUUUACGUCAAUAUUCAUUUCUUCCCCCAUCUCUGUUAAAGUUUUUGGAAGAUUUGAAGGUGCUGUAUAAUUGUGAUUUAUUGAUUUUUCUGGUGCACUUCUGUAUAGAAUAUAGCUGCGCAGAUUAAAUUCUAUUCAAAACCACAAAUCGUAGUGGUGGAACCAGAAAGUUUCUUCUGCAAAUGGAACUUGAUUAUGCUUACUUUUUUGUUCUAUGCCCUGAGUUUGAUUGCAGUAAAGCCAGAGGAGGUGCAUAGUUUCUAAUGUAGGAAACUGAAUGUGAAUGUUCAAAAUUUCACUGCUGGAAUCUACUUUUCAGAUUUCAUGUCAGUCUCUCAGGACAGGUGACUGAGUGAGAUACAGUGGGGCACAGUUGAUGCCUGGAUACCUGUGCUCACUGCAGCCUUACAAAACCUAAUAUACCCAAUUUAGUCUUCCCACUUGUGUGAUAAGCCAGGGAGAUUCUUCAAGGCAAGGUUGUAUUUAGUAAAAGGCUUUCUGCACUGUGAUGGGGUCAGGUUGAGGGAGAAUGAAUGAGGGGCAUUGCAGAGUCCCGAAAUGUUUCCAACAUUCCAAAGCUAUUAAAAUUAUUCACUUUGAAGUAGUAUCAUCAAAUGAAGAAUUUGGAUAUUCAGUGGUUACAAAAAUAUUAGGUUUCCUCUAAUUUGUAAUGACCGGUGUGCACAAGAAUCUUGUGCUGUGCAGUUUUUUGCCCAGUGACAACAACAUGUGCACACAGAAUAAUUUCUUCAAGAAAAACAGUAUAAAUAAGCCAGUUCUAAAAUGCGCAGCCAACUCACAAAACUCAUCGUUGUCAACACCGCCCGCAUCAGAAACCGGAAAAGGAAAUGUGUUUGUUUACGAUCGUAAAAUAUACUUAACAUGCCCGUGAGGUAGAGGGUGAGAACCUUUUGUGCGCAGUUUGAAAUUCUUUGUGCACGCCUACAUGCAUACCCUAGAGGGAAAUUGGCUGCUUGGAUUCAGAACUGGCUUAGACAUAGAUUUCAGAGGGUAGUGGUUGCAGGGACUUAUUCGAGCUGGAGAUCUCUAAUUAGUGGAGUUCCAGAGGGAUCUGUGCUGGGACCACUGCUGUUUGUAAUGCGUGUAAUUGACCUGGGUGACAAUGUAGAUGGAUGGGUUAGUAAAUUUGUGGAUGAACCAAGACUGGUGGAGGUACAUACAGUGUAGAAGACUGGCAAAAAAUACAACACGAUAUAGAUCAGUUGCAGAUAUGGGCUGGGAAAUGGCAGCUGGAGUUUACCCCAGAUAAAAGUGAGGUAUUGCACCUCGGUAGAGCAAAUGCAAGGAGACAGUACACUGUUAAGGGAAAGAUCCUUAAUAGCAUUGCUGAGCAAAGAGAUCUUGGGAUCCAAGUUCAUUACUCCUUGAACGUGGCUACACAGGUUGAUAUUGAUUAAGAAGGCUUUGGAAUGCUUGUUUUUGUUAGUCAAGGCAUUGAGUUCAAAAGUCAGGAGGUUAUGUUGCAACUUUAUAAAGCUCUGGCUAGGCCACAUUUGGAGUAUUGCAUACAGUUCUGGUCACCCCACUAUAGGAAGGAUGUUGAGGCUUUGGAGAGGGUGCAGAAGAGGUUUACCAGGAUGCUGCCUGGUUGAGAAGGCAAGUGCUAUAUUGAGAGAAUGGAUAAACUUGGGUUGUUUUCUCCGGAGCGUCUUCGGCUCCAGAGGUAUAUAAGAUUAUGAGAGACUUAGACUGAGUGGACAAAUUGUAUCAGUUUCCCAGGGUUGAAAUCUCUAAUACCAGGGGGUGUGCAUUGAGGUGAAAGGGGGUAGCUUCAAGGGGGAGGUAAGGGAUACAUUUUUUACUCAGAGUUGUGGAUGCCUGGUAUGGUGGUAGAGGCAAUUACAUUAGAGGCUUUUAAGAGAUGUUUGGAUAGGCACAUAGAUGUAAGGGAUAUAGACGUGGUGUAGGUAGGAGGGAUUAUUGUUUGGGUGUUUUUGAUUUCCUUUUUGGUUGGUUCAGCACAGCACUGUUGCUGUGCUGUACUGUACUGUUUAUGUGCUAUGUCAUCAAAAACUUAGUCAAAGGACAGGUUCUAAAGAGUUUCUUUGAGGAGGUUAGUGAGGGAAUUCCAAAGUUCAGACCCAUGGUAUCCAAGAACAUGGUCACUGGAAAAGUGAAAGGCAAAACUUGUAGAUUGCACAGAAACGUGGGGGUUCAAAAGCAGAGAUGAGAAUUGUAUAACUGAGGCAUUGAAUAAAUGGAAGUCAAUGAACACACACACACACACACACAGAGUGUAGGUGGGAAGGGUGAUAAUUUCACACGGUUACCACAUCCAUUUGUAGUUUCAAACAUCCAGUCAGUUGCUUGGAUGUUUACAAUCUGAGAUACCAUUUCAGCACAUUAAUACCCAUCAAAACAGGGUUUCAUUAGGAUUUUUGUUUGAAACAAAACUCCUCAAACAGCAGUCUGGACAAGUUGUCAAGUUUAUUGUCAUGUGCACAGAUACGGUGAGGUACAGGACAAAGACACACUUGCAGUAGCAUCACAGGCACAGAGAUUUAGACAAUACACAGAACAUAAAUUAUAUAAUAAACAAUGAGAAAAAGACUGCAAAACAAAAGUGAAAAAGAAACCAGUUAUUGUUGUUUAUACAAUUAAAAACUUCCUUCACUUACUAUGUGCCAGCACCAGUUAAAUAACAAAACCUGGAAACAGACAGGCCCAGCCAGAGUUUUUGAAUAUCAACAUUAAAUAUAGCUUGGCUUUAAUAUAUUUCAGAAUAAUGACUUUACUCUGUAAACCUGAUUAGGUUUCUGCUAGUUGUUUUAAGAAAAAGUAUGUAUCAGGUUUUGCUGAGAAUUUCAGUUGCAUUGAUGUCACACACCUCUGCAGCUGGCCAGCUAUGUUCAUCUGAGAGGCGACUUUAGGCAUUUCAUUUAAAAUUUGCUUUUCAUGAAAUUAUAAAAUCACUGAUGUGAAGUGAUUGAGUGAAAGGAAGGAGGAGGGAGAUCUGUAGGUGGUGGGAAAUUGAGUAAAUAUCAUAGAUGAGUAACUUAAGAAGGGAUUUGAGACCUGGGGUAAAGAGUCCAGAUAGGCUGGUUUAGGGAAACAGUUCCAUACUGAUGGAAUAUUACAAUUCAGACUGAGGUCCACAAUGAUAGUGAGUCUAAGUUAUAAUGGAGGAAAGGUUAGGGGCUGGAGUGACAUGGAUGCAGGAUAGAAGAGGUACAUCAAAGAGAAGAGAUGGAGGAAUUUGAACAUAAUUCUCCAUAGUAUCCAAGACAUCUUCAAGGAGUGGUGCCUUCAGAAAGUGGCAUCCAUCAUUAAGGACCCCCACCACCCUGGAGAUGUCCGUUUCACACUGUCACCAUCAGGUAGGAGAUACAGAAGCCUGAAGGCACACACUCAGUGAUUCUGGAACAGCUUCUUCCCCUCUGCCAUACAAUUUCUAAAUGGACAUUGAACCUAUGAACACUACCUCACUACUUUUUUAUUACUGUCAUUUUGCGCUAUUUAUUUUAACUUAGCUAUUUAAUAGACGUAUAUAUUUAUACUCAAUGUAACUCAUUUUUCUCUAUUUAUCACAUUUCAUUGUACAAGUGCUAUAAAGUUAACAAAUUUCACGACAUAUGCUGGUGAUAUUAAAUCUGAUCUGAUUCUGAUAAUCUCAGGGAUUUUAAGGCUCAUUUGUCUAGGGGAGAUAGAGCUGGUAAAUUGAAGGCAGAGGUAAUAAUUGGAGGUUUUUGUGCUGUGCAGCACUUGAUCUGUCAUUUUCAAAACAUUUUCACAUAAAGAAUUGCUCUGCUGUUUGAAACAGAAUUACAGUGGGUUUAUUUCUACCAUUUCUACAUACCUGUGAAAUUAUUUAAUGCCAUCUCCAAAUGAUGAUGACUACAACUAUAGAUGUUGGUCACCUGAAAUGAUGCAUUGGGAAUGAAUCUCCCUUUUUGCUGUAGUUUCCCCCACUUUUAAGUAUCUUAUUAUUGCCCAAAGAAAGACCAGUUGAAUGGCAUUUUUGAGAGGUUUUCUGCAGAAUAGGUACCGUUUCAAAAAGGCAGCAGUGCCACAUGCUGGUCAGAGCCAGUACUGCACAGUCAAAUGUGUAGCAUUGGACUAUUGAAUGGAUUAUAAUGUUCUGAUUUUUUUACUGUUUUGAUAUUCAGACAAUAGAUUCAUGAAAUUUAUAACCCAGUGUGAACAAUGGCACAUUAGGACACACCACACUGGUAGGUUAAAUGUUUACUUCAUCUUAUAUAGGGAAAUAUAACAUGCCAUAAAUGCUAAAGAAUGGCAAUGUCAAAGACAGAGGGGCAACAUUGGCGGUUUUGAUUUGUUCUGGAUAUUUUUAGAAGUGGUGCACCAGAAUUUUGUUGUCUUCUCUUUGAAAAAAUGGAUAAUCACACUGACCGCUAUCUCUCUAUAAUUGGUGAUACAAAGUUCAAAGCAAAUUUGUAAUCCAUGUAUGCAUUGUCACCAUAUCCUACAAGGUGACCAGAACCUUGUCGUGGUUUGGAGACUUGUGUGUCUCAAUGACCUGGGGAACUAUGUUGAGUACAGUCAAGGCCUCUUAUGCUUUGGUUCUAGGUAGGGUCACUCAUGCCGAACAGGUCAAAGGGUAGAGGCCUGACCAAGAGUGGUCCACCGAUCCUCCAGGUCCGGGGGUUCAGCUCAGGGCUAACAACCCCGACUGGUGAAACAAAAUUGUUAUGGAAACACCAAUGAAGAACACUGCUACAUUUGAGUGAGAUGGUAUUCCUGAGUCUUCACCCGGGACUUGCAUGGCUGACAGUAGUGAAAACCAAGAGGAAGCUACUGACAUGACGAUGGAAGCUCUGAACAUUUCCGGGGAGGGAGGGCCUUCAUGUCUGCUUUAAACACCAGCGGCAUAAUGAGCUGUUAUAUGUGUCACCAUGUAUUACCCUGAGAUUCAGUUUCUUACACGCAUUCACAAUAGAAUAAAUGAUGUCAUGAUGGAUUAGAAACAUGGACUAAAGAAUUUUUUCAGUCUUUUUUU
Mobula hypostoma (lesser devil ray) is the source of this 6695-nucleotide messenger RNA. RefSeq names its product hydroxyacid oxidase 2 (long chain) (gene hao2). Gene Ontology annotation, molecular function: FMN binding; oxidoreductase activity. Lineage: Eukaryota; Metazoa; Chordata; Chondrichthyes; Myliobatiformes; Myliobatidae. The record is from RefSeq and is a predicted model, not a curated record. Gene Ontology annotation, cellular component: peroxisome. Bases 141 to 1427 code for a protein of 428 amino acids. The transcript has 9 exons. Gene Ontology annotation, biological process: fatty acid alpha-oxidation.